Molecule: messenger RNA, 9536 nt
Organism: Protopterus annectens (West African lungfish)
Lineage: Eukaryota; Metazoa; Chordata; Ceratodontiformes; Protopteridae
Gene: MYT1
Product: myelin transcription factor 1
Exons: 22
Coding region: 1128-4418 (1096 amino acids)
Biological process (GO): regulation of transcription by RNA polymerase II
Cellular component (GO): nucleus
Molecular function (GO): DNA-binding transcription factor activity, RNA polymerase II-specific; zinc ion binding; RNA polymerase II cis-regulatory region sequence-specific DNA binding
Source: RefSeq, a predicted model, not a curated record
CUUUUGCAUGCUGUGUACCGUAAAUUGCAUUUCACCUCGGAGAGUAAACAGAUAUAUUGCAACCCCAAGGGUUCAUGGGUAGUAUAUUUACAAAGAAAGACGCAGAGGGCUCCCCUCUGUGCAACUCCCAUUGAUAACAGAAGUCACUUAACUAAAUUAGAGAGAGCUCCUGAAGAUUCUGUACAAUACAGAAGAGAAACACUUUAACUGAAUCUAACAAAUCCUCAUAGCAGCAUACACUUCUACACGUGUAUGUAUGCAUGUUUCUGGUGUAGCAAAGAGGGCAGCACUCGAACAGAAUCCCCCACCUCCAACACCAUGUAAAUUUCAUGACUGCUUUCCGUGAUGUCAUUUUGAAAAGGGGCGGACAAUAGCUGUAGGGGAAAGGUAAGUCAAUAUUAUGUUCUUUUGCUGACAAAAGCAGAUAUCAACUGGACUUCAUUUCACCUUGGACAGUGACUAUGUCAAGUGUUUGGGAAGCGUGAUCUUCAUUUAGACACAGAAUGCUUUGCUGGAAAACAAAAGUGAUGCUUUGAAGAUAAAGAUGGGAAGCUAAAGAGAUCAGGUUGCAACACUGCUGGGUUCAUUAUCUUCUCUGGGCAUUGCCAGGCCAUCCUGGACCGUACAACUGUUACUAUUUCUUAAAGCCAGACUCUGCUGUUUUCAUUGGAUGAAAAGUUGAUGUUGUUUCUUUAUUCUGAAGAGAUAAAAUAAGAGUAUUUUAACUAAAUGCCAUUUUUUCUGUUUUCACCUUGAUUCCAUGGAAGUGAGAAAAUGAACAGAGCACGGUUUCCUUUCUUCAUGGCUAAAGCAAUAUUAAUCUCUAGUAUGUUGUGAAAAGAAAACAAAACACACCAUUCCUGCAUUCUUAAAUCUAUAGAUGACAAGCCACAAAAACCUCUGUUCAGGAUUAAAUGCUGGAAUAUAUUUUCUGGACUGUAUGGAUACUUUUUUCCUUCCGGUACAUUCUGCUUUCCAAAGCAUAAGUAACUGCCUUCCAAGGGAAAUGCUGUGGGCUAUUAAAAGAAAAUGAAUUCCGGGGAGAGCUUCUGAAUCAGAGGUGGACCAGUGGAGAGAAGGUGAGCAGCUGUGAAACAACCAAAGGCCUACACAGUGCACAGAUCAAGAUGAGCCUUGAAGGUGAUGACAAGAGAACACGCACACGAUCAAAAGGAAUACGAAUACCUGCUGAAUUCAUAGGACAGGAAUUAAGUUCUCAGCCUUGUGCAUUAGUUAAGAAACGAAAACAUCAGCACUUAGAAACAGACAUCCUGUUGUCAAAAAGAAAGUCCCAUCCUCUAAAGCUGGCCCUAGAUGAAGGCUAUAAUGUGGACAGUGAUGGCAGUGAUGAAGUAGAGACAAAAGAGGGAUCCAUCUCAGAUGAGUCUGUAGAAAGCCUAGAGGAAGAGGAACAUGCAAGUUUAGAAGCAAGACAAGAGAGAAGCCCAGAAACAUCAGACCAAGAACACUGCCAGGAAGAUGUAAACACAAGUAUCACAAGCACAGCAAAAGCUGACUAUAGUACUUAUCAGGAAAUGGUGGCCAGCUCUCUACUUAACCUUGGUCAGAUAGCCAAGGAAGCACUCAGAACUGAAGGGAAACUGCAGGGACAAGAUGCACGAAUUGCUGAAACUCUAAGUAACCCAAUGCGUUGUGUACAUAAGAGCCAAUCAGGUGAUGAUGAUGAUGAUGAUGAUGAUGAUGACGAACAUGAAUUAGAGAUAGAUGAGGAUCAACCAACUGUAGGAAUAGCAGAGGAACUAGAAAUAUCAACAACAACAGCAAGUGAUUCUUGUCAGCUGACCAGCAGGGGCCCCCUGGAGCCUGACUACAUACAAAGGACCACAGAUGAGGCCAGUGCUGAUACUAGCUGCACUAAGUCAACUUGUGUUUCUCAGGAACUAGAGGACAAGUCUUUUUAUGAAGUGCAAUACAGUCCCAAGCAGGAGUACUCAGUGAUCGUGGAAGUUAGGUCUGAUGAUGACAAAGACGAAGACAGCCAUUCACAAAAAUCUGCAGUAACAGAUGAGUCUGAAAUGUAUGACAUGAUGACCAGAGGAAACCUGGGCCUGUUGGAACAAGCCAUCGCUCUGAAAGCAGAACAAGUGAAAACUGGGCGGGAAACUGCAAGACUGCCAGGAGAAGCAAUGCGCCACUUCCAUACAGACGAGAGGUCUGCAAAGAGUAUGGAUGCCAUGAAGAAGAAUUACUUCAAUAAAGACCCUGUAAACUCUGCAAGACCAGAGAAGAGAGAGAUCAAGUGCCCAACCCCUGGGUGUGAUGGGACAGGGCAUGUGACAGGGCUCUACCCUCAUCAUCGCAGCCUCUCAGGAUGCCCACAUAAAGACCGGAUACCACCAGAGAUCUUGGCUAUGCAUGAGAAUGUUCUGAAAUGUCCGACUCCAGGUUGCACAGGUCAGGGUCACGUCAACAGCAACCGGAAUACACACAGAAGCUUAUCUGGCUGUCCAAUAGCUGCUGCAGAGAAACUAGCCAAAUCCCAUGAGAAACAACUGCAACAGACGCCAAGUGGCGAGCCGACAAAGACUAGCCCAAAUUCAGACAGAAUACUCAGGCCCAUGUGUUUUGUGAAGCAGCUUGAGAUCCCACAGUAUGGAAAUUACCGCCCUAAUAUGCUGCCUGCAGUCACCCCGCGAGCUAACUUAGCCAAGGAACUGGAGAAGUACUCUAAGGUCACAUUUGAUUAUGCAAGUUUUGAUGCUCAGGUUUUUGGAAAAAGAGUGCUUGCUCCAAAGGUUCCACCCAAUGAAACAUCACCGAAAGCCUUCAAAUCUAAACCAUUCCCAAAGGCGUCUUCUCCUAGCCAUACAGUCUCUGCUGGCUAUACGAAGAGUACAUCAUCCAGUGGCUUUGACUACUCCCAUGAUGCUGAAGCAGCACACAUGGCUGCCACGGCCAUUUUAAACCUCUCCACUAGGUGUUGGGAGAUGCCUGAGAAUCUCAGCACAAAACAGCAGGAUCAAGCCAGCAAGCAGACAAUGGAGAUCGAAGUGGAUGAGAAUGGGACACUAGAUCUCAGCAUGAACAAACACCGGAAGAGAGAUGGUUAUCUCCCAUCUAGCAGUCCUGGAAUCAAAGCUUCUGACCUCCCUCAUCACCAAAGCAGCAGCAGUUCCAGCAGCAGUUCCACCAGCAGUUCCAGCAGCAGUAGUAGUGCCAUGACCUCACCACAGUCCAGCCAGACGUCAAAGCAGGAGGACUGGGAUGGCCCAAUUGACUAUACCAAACACAGUCGGCAACGGGAGGAAGAACCUGAGGAGUCUGAGCCUGCAGCCCAUUCAUUCUCCUCAGAUGAAACAGAGGACCUGGAUCUGCCAGACGAAAGCUUGGAAGAUCGGAAGUACCCAGGGGAGGUCACUUCAUCCAACUAUAAACUCAAAUUUGGACCAAAGGAUGGCAAAAAAGAACUCCUCAGUUGUCCCACACCUGGCUGUGAUGGUAGCGGACACAUCACUGGAAACUAUGCCUCCCACCGCAGCCUGUCUGGUUGCCCUCUUGCUGACAAGAGUCUUCGAAAUCUCAUGGCUGCCCACUCUGCUGACCUCAAGUGCCCCACGCCUGGAUGUGAUGGUUCUGGACACAUAACAGGAAAUUAUGCAUCCCACAGAAGUCUGUCUGGCUGCCCUCGUGCAAAGAAGAGUGGGAUGAAGACAAGUCCUACUAAGGAUGACAAGGAAGACCCGGAUCUCCUGAAGUGCCCUGUUCCUGGAUGUGAUGGUGUUGGACACAUCAGUGGGAAGUAUGCAUCUCACCGCAGCGCCUCUGGGUGCCCCCUUGCAGCUCGUAGACAAAAAGAGGGAACGCUAAAUGGGUCCUCAUUUGCCUGGAAGUCACUGAAGAAUGAAGGUCCAACCUGUCCUACUCCGGGGUGUGAUGGCUCAGGACACGCCAAUGGUAGCUUUCUUACACACAGAAGUCUUUCAGGUUGUCCCAGAGCAUCUCUUGCAAUGAAAAAAGCCAAACUUCCAGGUGAUGAUGUUCCCACCACAAAAUUCAGGGCUAGUGAUGUGCUUGACAAUGAUGAGGACAUCAAGCAGUUAAACAAGGAGAUCAGUGACCUUAACGAGUCCAACUCGGAGAUGGAGGCGGACAUGGUCAGGCUUCAGUCACAGAUUUCUACCAUGGAAAAGAACCUAAAGAACAUUGAGGAGGAAAACCGGUUGAUUGAGGAGCAGAAUGAAGCACUCUUUGUAGAACUCUCAGGGUUAAGUCAGGCACUUAUACGUAGCCUUGCCAAUAUUCGCCUUCCACACAUGGAGCCAAUCAGUGAACAAAAUUUUGACACCUAUGUUAACACUUUAACGGACAUGUACACAAAUCAGGAGUGCUACCAGACGCCAGAAAACAAGGCUUUGCUCGAAACCAUCAAACAGGCUGUCAAAGGUAUUCAGGUUUAGGAAGCAGUAAUUCUUGGUUGACAGAACAAGAAACUGCCAGCAGCAGAAUUCAGGUCCUGGAAAAAAAUAUAUAUUUUUAAGAGGUAACCUCUGAAUCAAGAUCUGACAAGAGUGUGGAACCAAACUGACAUUUAUCUUACAUUCAAGCCAGGUUUGUCUAUGCUGAGCCAAGUAUGAACACAUACAUUCCAUCCUGUGCUGGAACGCCAGGACAGAGGACAACAGUUUGGAAGCUGGUGGACAACACUUGUUUUUUUUUUUCCAAAUUUAAACUUCUGUUUACAGAUGUGGAUGACAGAGACAAUAACUGAGUGGCAUCCAUGAAGAUCUUAACUGUUUGACAUGUCAAACCUGUCAAUGUUCAGACAAUUAACAUAAGAGUGUAACUGAGCAGAGUGGAAGUCCUCUAACCAAAUAAUUUAUUUCCAAAAAGGGUUUCCUGUGUUUUUUGAACUGUCCAUGGUGCUGGAGAUCCCAUAUUAGGCCUUUCUCCAAAUACUCUUUUGGCUUGCAGCUUAAGAACGCCCUGGCCAUUUAUGGGUCACAUGCCAGUCGUAUGUAAGACACAUAAUGACGAUUAAGAUGUUCACCAUGUUUCUGAUUAGGCACUUCCUGUGAUGUUAAUGUUUUCUUCUAGCUUUAGUUUAAAAAUCUUCUAAACAUUUGGAAUAUUUGGCAAUACCAUCACGACAGCACUGUGGUUAUGGUUUCACUCUGAAUGUAUAGACAAAACUAGAUUCUACAGAGUUAUUUGUAAGAGAUGUUCCUACAGGUCAUAUUUUUUUAAUUUUUCUCCUAUAUUUCUGGCUAAAAUGUCAGGCAGACCUAAAAUUGUCUCCUUCUCCCAAGAAGAUGCAGCAGGGACCCUUACCAAACUGAAUUAAGACUUCUUUUAUUGGUAUGACAUGUAAAAGGCUCUCACUAAAUACACUGUACUGUAUUAUCAGGGAUACCUUUAUAGUGAACAGAUAUUAAAAUGUUACAGGAGCUGCAAAAAAAACAUAUCUGUAGCUGGAUAUGUGUUGGAGAAUCAACCUGCCUUAAGUAAAGGGUACUGUAAGGUAGCCUAUGACCCAUUUAUUGUGUAUUUAGGCAAUCCUUACCUGUGUAUACAGUUUAUGUAACUAUUCACUUUUGAGUGUACCAUUCACUUCUACCAUCUUUGCAGGGGUAUAUUAUCUGCACCUAAAUAUUUGUUCAAACUAUCCUUUUUUCUGUGGAUCCUUCAAAAAAUAUAUAUGCUCACACUGCAAGGAAAGGACAUAAAUAAAACAUCUUACACCUGCUAACUUAUAUUCUUCUCUGACAUUCUAACACAAAGGUUUACAUAUGGAUAACCUUCACAUAAUAUAGUUACUUAACCUUAUUCAGUUAACAGUAUUUGACAGACAAAAAAAUAAUCCUACAACUUAAGCAUGAAAUUGCUGGCAGGGGAGAAAGUGCUAUCACUUUAGUUUUUCUAAAAACAAUAAAGUGUCACAUAAGGCAUUUGCUUCAUUGCUUUAAACUUGUAGAGCACAGACCGCUGACUUACCAGAGCUAUCUAGUCUAAUGCCUUACAAAUGUAAUUCUACCCUCAGGGUUUCCAUGCAGAUGCUAAAAACAUUAGCAGAGCUAGAUGAUACAGAAUGCGGAGUAGUAAUAAGCAGAGGAAGGUGUGCGGAGUAGUCAUAAGCAGAGGAAGAGUAAAUCUAGUCAGUCUGCUGUUCAGAGGCUGAGGUGUCUACAUUGGACUUACUAUGAUUAAUCACAUCUUAUUUAAUCAACAUGGGAUUAAUUACAGACAGAACAUCUAAACCUGCAAAAAAACUGUACUCCCAACUUGCAACACUUAACACAUCAUGCAACAGUAUUCAACAAGUGUUGCAGGUGACAGAAAACCCCAAUGCUCCUACCUAAAACCUGGGGGAAAGGACCCCACACUCACAAUCUCUAUACAAACCAACUCAGAAUACAAAUUUGGAGGAAAGGGAGAAAGUGUAAAUCCAAACUAAAUGUCACCCUCUCCUUCUUCUCCGAGUUCAAAAAAUCCAAAAUGAAAAACAUAACAUCUGCAACACAGCCAGUUAUGAAAUAGUGAAAUGCCAAGUAUAGAAACAAGUGAUCUUUCUCCUGUGACGUUUUGGAGAAUGACAAAACACAACAUGCCUGCUUGUGUUGUUCCUGCGUAGAGUAUAUAAUGGAUGUUUUGAACUGGAACACAUUAUUUUGCAUUCAGUUCAUUUGCUUAAGAAGUAAGACACUAAGGUACGGCCUUUUGGGAAUUUACUUCCUCUGAGGUUUGGCAGCAAGUGUAUUAGAAAGUCUGCCCUCCCAUGAAAAGUAAGUGAUAGACUAUUUAAAGAGAAACUGUUACAAGACUGCAUCCUGUACAUCACCCUCCAAGAAACAGAAACAGAAAUACUUCAUUUUAAGGAUUAUAGUACAUUUUAAAUAUUGUCACUGAUUUAGGAAAAUGAGGAUUGCAGGUAUCAUUUUGUUAUGAAGUUAUUGCACUUCAGCUCAAGGGGGAAAAGUAAAAAUUGGGCACAAUCUGUGCUGCACUUUUAGAUGACACAGUGCCAGAUGGCACUGGCUGUUUUUUUUUUUUAAUUGUAAGCAUAUAUGAUUACUUUUUAUAUUCAAACACAGUGUUUAAAAUGAGGACUCUUCCCUUUUCUAAAGCUUAUCUGAGUGGGUAUCGGUUUCAUAUAGAGAAAUCUAUACAUUCCUGACAGACUAAUUUUAUAAGGAUCACAUUUUUAUUAAAAACAAACUCAGCAGUGAAUGUAAGAGCAGAUGCAAUACUCAAAUGAUGUAAUCUGCUGGUAUUCAGCCAAGUGUUUUGGUUCUCUAAGGCUGAUUAGAUUGCAUUUGCAUGUAUAUUAUUUCUGUACCUGGAAUAAUGCAUUUGCAUUAUCUUCAUGGAUAUAGUUACUGAUAAAAGUACUAGAUGGUACGGGGAAUCUUAAAGUGUGAUAUCUCUGCAGCCAUAGUGUUGGGCAUUAGGCCUUCUCAGACAACAUUCCCUAGUAAAGCUCAGUAAGGACACUGCAUGGGACUCACUCCUGAGUGUAUUUACCUUUGCACACGCCAGCAGAAAUAAACUACUCUGUCUGGGGAUUCUGAUUGAAGUAAAUGUAGACUACACUAGGGUGUCAAAUGUUUAGGAACAGCAGGGCUGUACUGAUUUACACCUUAUAUCAUAAUAUAAAUCCUGUGUGUGUGUGUGUCUCUCUGUCUUCAUCCCCUUGACAAUCUAUCACUAAUUUUUGUAACAGAUACAUUUUUCCCACAUGAUCCACUGUACAGAAUGAGCUAAAAGUCCCCUGCUGUCCUUCAAUAUCGUGACUGCCUUGUUUGACUCUCGUUUUCACCCUCUCCACACACACACACACGCACGCGCGCGCACACACACACACACACACACACACACACACACACACACACACACACACGCGCGUGCGCGUGCACGCACACACGGUCUGCAUAUCGCAUACAAGAAUGAAGACCAUAACUGUUAACAGAAAAAACAAAGCAUAGUAUUAGUUGCUUUGGAAUGGCUGCUUAUAAUUAGACACCAAGAAUGGACAGAUAAAUUACUACACAGUUGUUUCCUGCCAUUAAAUUCACUGUUUUUAGAAAGUUUCAUGAGGGUGUUAUCAUUCUUAUUGUCAUAGAAACUAAAAACAGAAUUAUAAUGGGAAUUAUGGAAACUAUAGACUUAUCACAGAUAAAGUUCCAAUGGAAAACUUUGAGUUGUGUUUUUAACGAGUUAAGCAACCAAACUACCAUCUGAAUAAUGUGAAAAAAUUUAACGUAAAAAAAUGCCAUUCAGGAAGUUGUUGCUUUCUUAACGUGGCAUGUCUUUUAACUUUCCAUCUAGGAAUUAGAGUAAGAAAGAUCUUAAUUUCUGUUAAAAUUAUUAAUGACUUCCUAUAAGAGUAUGACCAUUUGCUAAAUACUCAGUGGCAAAAUAUUCAAAAUAGAUGCAGUACAGCCCAGUGAUUGAAAGCAGUACGGAAGUCCACAAGUUAGAAUUAUCACUGCCCCUGCUGUCCAUACAUUCAGAAAAUAAAUAUAUGUUUUCAGUGAAGUACAAAACGCUAGUGAAGGGAGGAAAGCUCAAGAAAUUCCAUUUCUUAGAUUUACCUGGAAUAUGCCAAGAAGGCCCUUUGAAAAUACAAAUAUAGUGGAUAACAGACCAUCCAGUUCCUACUGCAGUUAGUAAAAUGCGGGCACAUACUGCUACUGCAUCCUGUAAGCAUGAUGUCAUUUCCUGUUUGUUCCAUCCAGGUAUAAAUGCUGAAUGCUUCAAUGUACAAAAAGUAAUUCCCAGGUAUAAAUGCUGAAUGCUUCAAUGUACAAAAAGUAAUUCCCAGACAGAUAGAAGACACUAAGGGAAAAACUGUCCACUAUGUAAAUAAAAUCAAAAUCAAUUGUCACUGUUCUUCAGUUAAUGUGAAGACUCUGCACUUCAUCCCAAGAAAAGAAGCUACCUAGCUUUUAACAGAAUUACUUAGUACCACAUUAUAAAUUAUUUAAUGAGCCUGAGCAAGAUUUAUGUAAUUUAUUUGCAAUGUUAAGUUACCUUUUUUUCUAUUUAUUCAAUUUAUUAAAUUAAUUUAUUAAUUUUAUAUUUCUUGUUAUUAAAACAGGAUGUAGCAUGUUCAAACAUGCAAACAGAAAAUGCUUUUUGGAGAACGUUCCCAUGUAUACAGAGUAUUCCACACAGAAAUUUAAAAGUUCUUGCUUGUAAUUCAAUGCAACCAAGUUAUUUUUGAUAUAUUUUAUUUAUUCUUUUAACAAUGGGAUUUUUUAAAGCCUCUUUUAAAGUGUGAAUAUUUUAUAUUAUGGACACAUUUUUUGAUAUUUUGUUUUUUGUUUAUUCAUUUUUGGGGCUACAACUAAAACAAAAAGAAGAGAUAUUUGCUUUUUGUUAAAAUUGUUUAAUGCAUCUGUGACCAAUAAAUAAAAAGGUUGUAUUUAUUAUUUAUUUAAUAUUUAAGUAAAUUAUCUGUGCAGUUGUUGUAUAUUUAUUUUGUCAAGUAUGUGUGCCUGUUAUGUAAUGACUGAGUAUGUGUCUUUGUUUAAAAAACUCUGUUGAUACAGUAUUUAAAUAAAGAGUCAUGUUGAGAA